GUUUGUGGGCUGGGUUAUUUCCGUCCCGUUUUCUCUCUCCCUCGCUCAGUCCUUCUCCACUAAAAAAACGUCCCUCUCUCUGCCUCGUUCUCCAUCUCGGAUCUAGAUGUUCUUAGAAAAAGAAAUAAAUCUUGAUCUAGAUCCCACCGCCCAAUCCUCUCCCUUCCAUGGCCAGCUGCCUUCCCUUCCCCGGCGAGCAGCUCCGCUCGACCCUCUUCCACCCCUUCUUCGGAGGUCAUGGGCGUCGCCGGUGGAGCUCAUCCAUCACGGGUCGUGCGACGACCACCGUCGUCCUUCUCUGCCACCCCCCUCCCCACAUCUUCUUAAUUCGUUCAGAUUCUACCAUUAUUUGUAAUCUGCUUUCUCGAUUAUGCAGGUGCUAAUAUGUAAUUCAUGGAUGUCCGAGGAAUCACUCAUUCGUCUCCCAGCCUUCUGCGCCAUGUCGCCAAACUGAAGUGGAUUUGCGAGAACAGUUCUUAUUUCGUUUUCCCCGUCCUCUUCCACAAGGCCAGAUUUGUGAUUGAAGUUGAUUUUAUGGUUGCUCAAAGUUCUGGAGCGAGCUGGAUGGAUUUUGAAUUGGUUCCUUUCCAUCAUACAUGGCUCGUGGUUCAAGUUUUAAGGUGUUAUGUGCUACAUGGAUUAGCUGCCUCACCCUCUGAACUUUUUAGCCCGGGUGGUGGGGAAGACGCCCGCGCCAAUGGCCGUGCGGAACUCGCUGCCUGCGGCCACGCAUCCACUUGCAACUGGGAUGUGGGCGAGCCUGCUGUCACAGUCCUCGAAGGGUUCUGGCCGCACUGGUCCUUGCCUGUGCACCCGCUGGGCGCGGCCUAGUCGCCAUUGUCCAGAGCGUCGACGAAGAGCUAGAUCUGACCAUUAUAGGAGGCGGGGGAGCACUGGAGAGGUUUGCUGCCUCUACCCGGAGCGCGUCGAUAGCGGUGGCAAAUAAGCAUGCUCCGGCGGUGUGGUGCUCACGAUGUAAUGAGAGUUGUAUCGACGUUAGCAGUUUUAGUAAUUUUUUACUACCUCAGUCCAAAAAUACUUGUUGGAGAAAUGGGUAAAAAUGGAAGUAUCUAGAACUAAAAGGCGUCUAAAUACAUCCAUUUCUCCAACAAGUAUUUCCUAAUGGAGGGAGUAUGCAAUAUUUUAUAAAUCUCAAGUAAGCAUCUAUGUGAGAUAUUUUGAAUCGGGUUUGAUGUACUAGUUUCAACCAAAUAUGCACCUAAUGUUAUGUUCAUGUGCUAGUGAAAUUAAUGUUGAAAACUCCAAA
This is a messenger RNA of Triticum aestivum (bread wheat), 1267 nucleotides long. RefSeq lists its product as uncharacterized. NCBI's taxonomy places the organism in Eukaryota, Viridiplantae, Streptophyta, Magnoliopsida, Poales, Poaceae. The coding region runs from base 394 to 831 and encodes 145 amino acids. The transcript has 3 exons. The record is from RefSeq and is a predicted model, not a curated record.